UACCAAUUUCGGACACUCUUCGAGGGGAAGUAAUUCAAUUUCAACAACAAAAUGUCACUUCUUCAUAAACAAGCUUUAAAACAGCGAGUUGGGGGUUUGCCACCAAUGCCACCGCCAGGUGUAGGGGGUGCAAAGAAAAUGCCUGGACUUGGUAGACAAAGAGACUAUACACCAGUUUACUGGGACAAAUAUUUCGAGCAUAUGCAUGAUGUGAAAGUUGGAGAAAAUAUAUUUCGUGUAUAUGAGUGUGGAACAGAAGGCCCUGUUCUUCUAUUCCUGCAUGGAGGAGGUUUCUCUGCCCUUUCAUGGGCAGCUCUGUCGAGCGCUGUGUCCCACUUGGUGAAGUGUCGAUGUGCUGCCAUUGAUCUUAGGGGACAUGGUGACAGUGUCUCUACAGAUGAAACAAACCUUUCUGCUGAAGUAAUGUCCAGUGAUGUUGGUGGAGUGGUACGUGAGCUAUUUGGAGAGGAACCACCACCCAUUGUCCUGGUGGGACAUAGUAUGGGAGGAGCGAUAGCUGUGCACACAGCAGUGGGAGGUAUGAUCCCCUCGCUGGCGGGACUUAUCGUGAUUGACGUCGUAGAGGGCACUGCUCUGGAGGCUCUCACGAGUAUGCAGUCCUUCCUGAGGGGCAGACCCAAGGUGUUCAAGUCCAUGGAACACGCUAUCGAGUGGUGUGUGCGGAGUGGUCAGGUGAGAAACCUGGAUUCUGCCAAGGUGUCCAUGGUUGGCCAGAUGAAAAGGGUGGAUACUAAUGAGACAGCCUCCUCAGAACUGGACCAUCAGCAUCAUGCAGACCCCAACGAGGCCCCUGCCACACACACCCCUUCUGUCCCUGAAACUUUGCACAAAACUACACAUGUUGAUGCUAUUAUGGAGGAGGAAGAACCGGAGGAGGAGGAGGAGGAAAAUGAAAUUCAAAGUUCAAAGCCAGCCUAUCAUGAUGUGUUGGAUGGUCAUGCUGCUGUUCACCAUUCGCCAUCAGCCAAUCAGACAGUGGCAGAAGGUCAAAGGUCCCAACAAUCGGACAACAAGAACAAAGGUCAUAGUGCAGCAGAGUUCAAAGUUCCAGAGCCUCAGCCCCACCAGUACACCUGGCGUAUAGACCUGUCUCAGACAGAGCCCUUCUGGAGGGGGUGGUUUGAGGGCCUCUCCAGCAAAUUCCUCUCAUGUGAAGUGCCCAAGAUGUUGCUCCUAGCAGGUGUAGACAGGCUAGACAAAGACCUAACCAUUGGGCAGAUGCAAGGCAAAUUCCAGAUGCAAGUUCUUCCCAAGAGUGGCCAUGCAGUACAUGAGGAUGUGCCAGAACAGGUGGCGGAAGCGCUGGCUACGUUUCUGACCAGAUACAAAAUGGCUCAGGCAACUGCAAACUUUGAACCUAUGUUCCCAGGCUGUUGAGAAGUGACAGAAAAUCCUGAAGUCUUGUCUGAAGCUUUGGUUCCCGCAUAUGGCGUACAACCCAUUUUUGCAUGAGGUUGUUGAAAGUAUAUGCACAGAGUGCUUAGUUAAAACCAUUUGGCGGUUGUGUCUUACAGUUGUCCAUAAAUCGAGUUUGUUACAUGCACAAGCCUUGCUUGAACACAAUGUUUUGUGCUAUUUGUACUUAUAUAUAAGUAUAAGAAAUAUUGUUUGUUCCAGUUGAUAUUUAUUGCAUUUUUUGGGAAAGCUGAGCACAUAUUUUACAUUUGGAGAUAGGUAUGUUACUAUUUAUUGUUUCAUUUUUCAUGCUUAACAGAUCUUGAAUAUUUUUCAAAAAUCACUGUAAAAAUGUGUUCAAUUAAUAAGAUAACUAAUUGAGCAUAAUAAAGCAAUAUGAAUGAAUCUUAGUUUUAUAAUCUUUUCUCUCAGCUGACCAAGGAAUUGUUGUGCAGGAUUUCAAUAAUGAACUAUAUUAUUUCAGUAUUAUAUUUUAUUGUACUACUUUAUUUAUUGUUUAUUAUCAUAUUUUAACAAAGGUAAUUCCUGGCCUUUGUGAGUAAUACUGUUUUAAGGCAAUUUACUCAAUUACUGAAUAAAAUUUUAACUAUGUGAUUUAAUAUAAAAAAUACACGUGCGUUAACAUG
Molecule: messenger RNA, 2063 nt
Organism: Dreissena polymorpha
Lineage: Eukaryota; Metazoa; Mollusca; Bivalvia; Myida; Dreissenidae
Product: protein phosphatase methylesterase 1-like
Exons: 14
Coding region: 52-1398 (448 amino acids)
Biological process (GO): protein demethylation
Molecular function (GO): protein methylesterase activity
Source: RefSeq, a predicted model, not a curated record